AAAACAAUCAAAGAUAUGCCCAGGCCCAGAGAAUUGCCUGUUUUUGGAUCUCGAUUACAAUUGUGGGCAGCUGGAAAUCAAACUAAAUUGCAUAAUUAUAUAGAUGCGCGACAUAAAGAGCUUGGUCCUAUAUUUUAUGAAAAAUUAAACGGAACCACAAAUAUAGUUUUUGUAAGCGAUCCUGCAUUGAUAAAAUCACUUUUUAUGACUUUGGAGGGAAAAUAUCCACUUCAUAUUUUACCAGAACCUUGGAUAUUAUAUGAGAAGCUAUAUGGAUCCAAAAGAGGUCUUUUUUUCAUGAAUGGAGAAGAGUGGUUAACAAACCGUCGUAUAACGAAUAAACAUCUAUUAAAAGAUUCUGACGACUGGUUAGAAAAUGCUAUAAAUACCCCGAUACAACAAUUUAUUUCAGCAUGGAAGGACAAAUGCAAAAGCACUAGUUUCAUGCCUAAUCUAGAAUCUGACUUUUAUCGACUUUCUACAGAUGUGAUUAUUCAAAUAUUACUCGGCAGCAAAGAAUCAUUUAAUCGAAGCAAGUACUACGAAGAACUUUUAAACAUGUUUUCUGAAUCAGUUAAAAUGAUUUUCAUAACCACCACAAAAUUAUCUGCUUUUCCAUUACAUUUAUCCCAACAGUUAAACUUGAAAGUGUGGAGGGACUUCAAGGAUUGUAUCGAUUUAUCUACUGCAUUGGCACACAAAAUUGUCAAAGAAAUCAUAAGAAAGAGGCAUAAAAGUGAUGGUUUAAUUAACAAAUUGUGCAAGGAAAACAUUUCGGACGAUAAUAUUACAAAAAUUGCAGCAGAUUUUGUAAUAGCUGCGGGAGAUACGACGGCGUAUACAACACUGUGGAUAUUGCUGUUACUUUCAAGACACCCUAAAGUAAGCAAUGAGUUGAGAUCGAAUGACAAAAAUAAAAUACAACUCGUUAUUAAGGAAACGAUGCGAUUAUAUCCCGUGGCUCCAUUUUUGACUAGGAUAUUGCCUAAAGAAAAUAUUCUUGGAAAUUACAUUUUGGAUUCUGGGACCCCAAUUGUUGCUUCCAUUUUCACAUCUGGGAGGGAUGAGCACAAUUUUAGUCAAGCAGACAAAUUCCUGCCUUAUCGAUGGGAUAGGAACGACCCCAGGCGACAAGACUUAGCCAAGCAUGUACCAUCAGCUUCUUUGCCUUUCGCUAUGGGCGCCCGUUCUUGUGUGGGUAAGAGAAUCGCCAUGCUUCAGCUGACUGAAAUUAUUCACCAAAUAGUGCAGAACUUUGACUUGGAAUGCAUUAAUAGCUCUGAAGUAUCCCCCAUAAUGUGCCAAGUCUUGAUUCCUAAUCAAGACAUUCAGAUAAGAGUAUCUCCGAGAAAGCAAUGAAAGCUUGUGUUAUUGCAU
Amyelois transitella is the source of this 1377-nucleotide messenger RNA. It is a transcript of the gene sad, whose product is annotated as cytochrome P450 315a1, mitochondrial. The coding region runs from base 16 to 1359 and encodes 447 amino acids. The transcript has 7 exons. Gene Ontology annotation, biological process: cellular response to peptide hormone stimulus; C21-steroid hormone biosynthetic process; glucocorticoid biosynthetic process. Lineage: Eukaryota; Metazoa; Arthropoda; Insecta; Lepidoptera; Pyralidae. The record is from RefSeq and is a predicted model, not a curated record. Gene Ontology annotation, molecular function: heme binding; iron ion binding; oxidoreductase activity, acting on paired donors, with incorporation or reduction of molecular oxygen. Gene Ontology annotation, cellular component: mitochondrial inner membrane.